UCCGCACCGCCCCACCGCACACCCCCACCUCCGGAGCACAAGAUGGCGGCGGCAAUGAUCGGCCGGACCGCUCUCCGCGGCAAUGGCUCGAUCCGCUUCUCCGGCACGAGACGGUUCUUCAGCCAUGGACCAAAUGUGCUGCUGCAAGAGAGCAAAGCUCCACAAGCUGCAUUCUUUUCACCUCUUCAAAAAGUGAUGUUGCCACCAAAUUCCUUUCAAGGGAAGGUGGCAUUUAUAACUGGUGGAGGUACUGGGAUUGGCAAAGGCAUGACAACAGCUUUAUCCAGUUUGGGUGCUGUGUGUGUCAUAGCAAGCCGAAAGCUUGAUGUUUUGAAAGGAACGGCGGAAGAAAUUUCUUCUAAAACAGGGAAUAAGGUCCAUGCCAUCCAGUGUGAUGUGAGAGAUCCAGCUUCUGUUAAGAAUGCUGUUGCUGAAUUAAUUCAAGUGGCAGGGCAUCCUAAUGUUGUGAUAAACAACGCAGCAGGGAACUUUAUUUCCCCUUCUGAACGACUUUCUGCUAAUGCAUGGAAAACUAUAACUGAUAUUGUACUUAACGGUACCGCCUUCGUAACUUUGGAAAUUGGAAAGGAACUCAUUAAAGCACAAAAAGGAGCCGCAUUCCUUUCUAUUACAACCAUUUAUGCAGAGAGUGGUUCAGGAUUUGUGUUGCCAAGUGCCUCUGCCAAAGCUGGUGUAGAAGCACUGAGCAAGUCUCUUGCAGCCGAGUGGGGUAAAUAUGGCAUGAGAUUCAAUGUGAUUCAACCAGGUCCAAUAAAAACAAAGGGUGCUUUUAGCCGCCUUGACCCAACUGGCAUGUUUGAGAAGAAAAUGAUUGAGAGGAUUCCCUGUGGCCGCCUGGGAACUGUUGAAGAAAUUGCAAACCUCGCUGCCUAUUUCUGCAGUGACUAUGCAAGCUGGGUUAAUGGAGCAGUUAUUAGAAUGGAUGGCGGAGAAUAUGUUUCUAUGGCAGGAGAAUUCAAUGAUUUGAAAAAGGUUACCAAGGAGCAGUGGGAUAUGAUGGAAGCAAUGAUCAGGAAAACAAAAGGCUCUUAAAGUGCCUAACUGUGUGACGUUGACUUCUGGAAAUAAACCACUACUAAUUCAUAAAUACUUAGAAAUAACCAAAUGAGAAAGUGGACUUCAAAAUCUUUGUACGUUGAUUGCAGUAAAAUAUUUCCAAGUCUUCA
Messenger RNA from Lagopus leucura (white-tailed ptarmigan), 1187 nucleotides. RefSeq names its product 2,4-dienoyl-CoA reductase 1 (gene DECR1). Gene Ontology annotation, cellular component: mitochondrion. The transcript has 10 exons. The record is from RefSeq and is a predicted model, not a curated record. Gene Ontology annotation, molecular function: 2,4-dienoyl-CoA reductase (NADPH) activity. Gene Ontology annotation, biological process: fatty acid beta-oxidation. Lineage: Eukaryota; Metazoa; Chordata; Aves; Galliformes; Phasianidae. Bases 43 to 1053 code for a protein of 336 amino acids.